Gopherus flavomarginatus (Mexican gopher tortoise) is the source of this 1638-nucleotide messenger RNA. RefSeq lists its product as uncharacterized. The record is from RefSeq and is a predicted model, not a curated record. Bases 484 to 1437 code for a protein of 317 amino acids. The transcript is spliced from 6 exons. Lineage: Eukaryota; Metazoa; Chordata; Testudines; Testudinidae.
UCACCCAUAGAUCUCAAACAACCACCAUCUUUUCUUUUUAUAUAUAUAAACUGCUGUUGGUCACCAUCAGUGUUGCUAUAAAAUUAUUUUUCUUCAUAUCUAACAAAGAAAUGAACAACUACUUGUUUCCAAAACAAAUAUGAGAAGACAUGCUAUUCCUGUUGCUAAUUACACAUAAAAGUAGUGGCAGAUAUGCAAAGGAACAUUCCUCUACACAAGUCUAUAUGUACGUUUAUGGUGUAACUUUUUUUCUUUCAGCUUAACUUGUAUGUUUGUAAUAAAUUGGGAAUAGAACGUAGCUUCACCAGUCCGUACCACCCACAAACCAAUGGCUUGGCUGAAAACGCUAAUAAAUCCAUAAAAAGAGCACUGCGGAAGAUGGUUGAUGACAAUGGGAGUAAUUGGGAUAAAUUACUUGAACCCAUUUUGUUUUCUUUAUGAACUAAAAUACAUGCAACAACAAAAAUUUCACCUUUCUGACUAAUGUUUGGUGAUGACAUAGUGUUUCCAGAAGAUGUCUUAGAGAAUUACACGAUCCCAGAUCUGAAUAUGUUCGGGGAAGAUUUCUGCAAAGAGUACAGCAUGAAUAUGAAAUCGAGACAUGAUGCUGACAUUGCUCUGCCACUAAGUAACAUUGCUAAAGCACAAGAAAAACAACAAAGACAUUAUGCUAAAAGAAAGACUUCUAAAUAUGGGGAAAUAACAUUUGAAGUUGGGGACUCUGUACUAUUACUGAAUGCUAGACAGCGAACAAGAAAAGGAGGAGUAUUGGAAUCUAAAUAUCAGGGACCAUACAAAAUUAUGAGUGUUGAAGGUAAGAGAGUGAAAUUACAUACCAUCUCAGGGAAACAGUUAGGAACCAUGUACAGUAUUGCACACUUAAAACCAGUAAAAGAGCCAACAACAUUAGCUGCUGAAAGCACAUCAGAGGGAAAAACUGGUACUGAAAUUGGAGUUGGUGACACUGAACCAGAAACACCCACGGAAGAGAUUAGAGAAGUGGAUGGCACUGUAUCUCAUGACAGCAAAGUGGAAAACAUAGAGGUCACAGCAAUAGAAAAAGAGGAAUAUAUAGGGCAAGAUGUGUCAAACAAUGAUACAAGUGAUGCUGAUGACAGUUUUGAUGACAUGCUUACAGAGGAAGUGGAAGACAAGCAAUGGCUUCUGAAAGUAAAAUUGGCAAUGACCAGCAAACACACAGAGAGACUGGAGGCGAAAGUGAGAAACAUAAAAUUGUAUGGCUCUUCAUUUCAUUGCCUGAAACCGAGAAGCUGGAUAAGUGAUGAGGUUAUUGAUGCAUUUUUGAUCUGUGUAGUUGAGAAAGCAGAUGGAAAGGUACAAGCCAUCUCAUCAGUAGUUUCCACUGUCAUUCUCUCAGGCAGAGCUACACAAAUUAAAGUGAAGGUAAAUGUUAACACACUUUCAUACAUAAAAUGAAAAAAAACCAAUUUCAGUCACUGAGUUAAACACAGUGUGAAACAGCAAAAACAAUGAUAUGUUUGAUGUGGGGGAGUAGUCUAAUAGUAAUACAUGUAAUGAAUCUGGGAAAUACAGUAUAAUGUAUAUUUCAUGGUUUGCCUCAUUGGAAACUAUAAUUACAUUUCUAAUUUCUUUUAAAUAAAUACAGAAUGAAUUACU